AUGGAUACCAAUAAGAAAAGCGAAGAUAUGGACAUUCCAACCGUAGAAGGCAACCUCCUGCAGCAACCGAAAGAAGAAACAAUGCCACCUCGAAAUCCGCUAAUGAAAGUGCGAACAUAUGUGCUUGCCUUGCGUCCUUGGUCGUUGAGUGCAAGUCUGUUACCGACUCUGCUGGGGGCUGCGCUGGCCUACCGUCUUCCUGGCGAUAGUAGCUUCAGUUGGUGCACUUUAUUGUUGACAUUGUGCACAAUUAUUCCUGUUCAUGGUGCUGGCAAUGUGGUAAACACAUACUUUGAUUUUGUUAAAGGUAUUGACAAUCGUAAAUCUGACGAUCGAACUCUAGUCGACCAUAUUUUGAGUAUAGAUGAAGUUGUAUCUCUUGGUGCUAUAUUAUACCUUGCUGGAUGUGCCUCCUUUGUUCCACUUGUAAUUCUAUCACCAGCUCGCAUGGAGCAUUUGGCUCUGGUAUACUUUGGAGGAUUGUCUUCAUCAUUUUUAUAUACUGGUGGUAUAGGAUUAAAAUAUAUAGCUCUUGGUGAUAUUUUAGUUUUAGUUAUAUUUGGGCCAGUAUCAGUAGUUUUUGCUUUCUUAGCACAAACUGGUAGAGUGGACUGGCCAAUAAUUUACUAUGCAAUUCCACUUGCUCUGAACACUGAGGCUAUUCUGCAUAGUAAUAAUACUAGAGAUUUGGAGACAGAUAGCAAAGCAGAAAUUGUAACAUUAGCAAUAUUGAUUGGUAGAACAGCUUCAUAUUUGUUGUAUGCAUUUUUAUUAUUUACUCCUUACAUUAUGUUUGUGGUAGCUUCUGUGCGUUGUUCAUUGUGGUUCUUAAUUCCAAUGCUAACUUUGCCUAGAGCUUUUGAAAUAGAAAGAAGGUUUAGAAGCCCUGAGACAAUGAGAUAUGUACCAAGACAGACUGCCAGACUCAACUUUUAUUUUGGCAUGCUGUACAUGAUAUCAUGUUUGUUUGCUCAUCGCCUUCCAUUCCUUCUUCGGUAA
This is a messenger RNA of Spodoptera littoralis (African cotton leafworm), 999 nucleotides long. The record is from the annotation of a GenBank genome assembly. NCBI's taxonomy places the organism in Eukaryota, Metazoa, Arthropoda, Insecta, Lepidoptera, Noctuidae.